Oncorhynchus keta (chum salmon) is the source of this 3181-nucleotide messenger RNA. Its product is annotated as alpha-endosulfine. Bases 134 to 481 code for a protein of 115 amino acids. Lineage: Eukaryota; Metazoa; Chordata; Actinopteri; Salmoniformes; Salmonidae. Gene Ontology annotation, cellular component: cytoplasm. The record is from RefSeq and is a predicted model, not a curated record. Gene Ontology annotation, molecular function: protein phosphatase inhibitor activity. The transcript has 3 exons.
GCCUUUUUUUUUGUCGACGAGUCUUGUUCACAAGAGGCAGGUUAGAUUUUGUGGAAGCUAGAGGAGCACCCCUGCAUACAUUCUAACCUGCGUUUUCAAGCAAAUCGGACUUCCAGUCCAUUAUAGCUGCGUAAUGUCGUCCGAAAAUCUGUCAGAUACUCAAAUGGAAUAUGAGGAUGAAAAACAGGACUCUCAGGAAAAGAAUGCCAACCUUGUGAAGGGCGAAGAGGUCAAGCUGAAGGCCAAGUACCCCGGCCUGGGCCAGAAGCCUGGAGGCUCCGACUUCCUCAUGAAGAGGCUACAGAAAGGGCAAAAAUACUUUGACUCAGGUGACUACAACAUGGCCAAGGCCAAGAUGAAGAACAAACAGCUGCCCGUGGCGGGCCCUGACAAGAAUCUCGUCACAGGGGACCACAUUCCCACGCCACAGGACCUGCCCCAGAGGAGGUCCUCCUUGGUGACCAGCAAACUAGCAGGCUAGCCUAGCCUCCACCCAUCCACCAGGCCCCCAGCUAACAUUCCUCACCUGUCCCCCAACAAUGCCCACCCCUAGUCAUCUCCAGGCUCCACUUGGCUUUAACAUAUCGGGGAGAGCUGUGAAAGUCAGUACAUAUUGCUUGUAUGUGGGUAGGGUGGGGAGGUGAGCUGGGACCUUUUCUACCAUCUCUCCACACAGCUCUGCCCUCUGCGCACUCUGCUCUACCGCCUCCCUUAUGUCUUGGUUUGGUGUUCAGAGGUACAUAAAGUAGAUGUGCCAUCGGGGAGGCUGAGUUUAAUGCACUUUGUAUUAUGUACAGUUCGUUUUUGCAUCCCGAAACGACACCAAAAUAUAUUGUUGACGAGGGAGUUAGGAACCAUGAUCGCUCCACAUUUUUCGAUGUUGUGUUCUCGUCAAAGCUGGGGGUAGAUGUUUGCAUAUUUUGCUUGCACACCAAAUCUGGGAGGGAAGGGAACCAUGGUGAAGUAUCCAAAGGAAUGUAGUGGUAAUCAGAGGGAAAUGUGGAAACUGAUUUGAGGUUUCCUUUAUCUCAUGUUUUGUCAAACAAAAAUCCAAGGUCAUCCACGCUGACCUGAACGAACGGAUGUGAAACUGCACAUUUUCUGUUCGUGUUGCUUUAAUUCUUGACUCCCUGUUGCUCUUCUUUUUCUAAAUAUGCUGCAUGAUUGUAACAUGUAAAAAAAUGUGCAAAUCUGGAGGGGUUAGACGACUCAUAGGAAGUAGCAAGCAACCAAAUGGAGCCCUGGAAUGUCCAUGGUCACUCUCCACACCUUCCUUCCUUCCCUCUCAAUGUCCUGACAAUCCACACACUGUCUGUAGGCUGCCCAUGGCGAAAGCAAUGGCAAAGCAAACUAAAUACCCAUUUAUAAUUUUAAGGCUGGGAAAAUAAGCAACUGUAUAAUACUCAAGUUAAAUCUCAGUUCUGUGGCAAUUACAUCAAAAAGCCUAAAUGAUUUGUAGGGGAUCAAUUCAGUGUAUAUUUCUGUAUUGUGUUGAGAAAUUUGACAUUUGCUAUGAUUUGUGUCUUUAUAAUGGGUUUGUUCAUUGUCACGCAUUAGCCAUUUACUACAAUCUGGCUCUUCACUGUUAAUGGCAGUUCCUGUUGAGAAACUCUUCCAGUAACAGAAGAUUACUGCCUAGUUCCCAAUUACAUUAGUUGCUAAACCUCUCGGUCUCUCCUUCAAAUUCAACGUAGCAGGAGCCUCACAGCGUACUGCUAAAGCAUAUAGCCUCACGUAUUUACAUUCUAAAUAAAAAAAAUCAGCGAUGUCAGUAAUGGGGUAAACAGUCAGCCACCUGAUAAACAGGCCCCUGGCUCACACACACCUAACUGGAACACACAGCGCGCUUUAGAGAUAUGCUCACUUGACACAUGGCAAAGGGAAGGGAUUUUAUGACAUGAGGAGAGGGGGAAUAUUGUGUGUGUAUUUAGUUGACCCUGCUCACACCUGUUGGGAUGGCUCAACUUGCAAAAUAAUUAUGGUCAGGGGUGUGUUAGGACGACUAGCCUUUACUUUUGUAUGAUUUAUCUAUCUCAAUGUAUCACACACUCCACACAAAUGAUAAAAUACACACUUUAUCACUCCCAUCUUGGCAGCUUUUGAAUAUUAGACACGGACCUGUGUCCUAUUGCAGGGAAGAAGAUAGUGUGUUUGUCUGGGUUAGUAUGAAUGUGCUGCUGUUCUCUGUCCCAGCAGGUGUAAAUAGACUUGGGGGUUGAGGAUAUUUUUUCUUUCUGUUGAUUUCACUACUUGUAGUUCUCUGAUUCAAUGUUUCCUUUCUCCUGUCGGUGAAAACACUACUUCUGCUUUUUCUUUUUACGACAGAGACCUUCAUCUGUAUAAUAUGAAUGUGUAAAUGCUGCUGAUUCAGUCGAUGACAAAUCUUAAACUGAGAUAUUACCCUAUAAAGAAAGCCUGUCCCAGGAUUCAAACAAUUGGACCCACUCCUAUCAUGAAUAAUGUCUGCCAAUUGGAGACUGACUAACCCCUCCAGGGUUGGGGGUAUAAUUUCAUUUCAAUUAGGAUAUGAAUUGAAAUUCUACCCAUGCCCAAUGCAAUCCAUUUUGGGAACUGGCCAGCAGGAGUUGAAAUUUAAUUGACCCCGACUUGUUACUUGAAUUUGAACAGAAAGACCGUUUAGAGUCCUAAAUAAUUGUAGCUUGCCAUUGCAGGCUUAAAAAGUGUCCUAAUAUAAUUGGAUAUGCUGCUGAAAUUAAGGUUGUUGAAACAACAGAGGAAUUAUUGAUUGCUAUGUUUUUGUGCACUGUCUGGCUUUGUAUGGAGCAAUGCAAUGAGGGAUAUAGCAGGGUAUGUUAAAAUACCAUGUCUCCUGUUCAACCAUAAGUAUGUGCCAGAAUGUAAACAAAUGAAAAUGACUGUGCUGCUUACUGAAACUGUUUUUGGUUUUGCAUACAGUGAAUAUGUUUUAGUGUUCUCUUACAUCACUACAUAACUACAACAAAAGUUUAUCCUGGCCCAAGAUAACUGCAGGGAUAUCUGGAGCACCCUUGCUCCCAAUAACUGGGGGUUUACUUAGGAUAUGUGUAUUGUGGCGCUGGAGACAAAACAAAAGAUUGAUUUUAAGAAAUUAGAAAGUACAUGAGUACGAAUAAUGUUUGUUGUGUGGAAGUAGUGGAGCAAAUUUGUCAGUAUUUGAAAUAAACUUUUACAUGAAUAUGAA